UGACGCUAAGAAAGUUUGUCUGACACUGCAGCGGAAACAUAAACCUCUGUGUGGAGUUUGUACAGUGCGAAGAGUUCGUGAAAAUUAAAACGUUAUGUUUAAGCAGCGGGUAAUAACGAGACUUCGCGGGUUUUUAAAGGAAGAAAAUUAGAUACAGCUGAAAGGUACGGAAAGAAGAGCUUAAAAAUGUCUACGCCAAGGAGAGCUGGAAGAAAUAUUUCAGAAAGUGUGCGCCAUCUUCAUAAUACACUAACCAAAAUAUUAAGCGACCAAGAACGCGCUUACUUCAUACAAUCUCUGAACAGGUAUCAACGAAAUAGAGACGUUGAUAGCCUUGUGGCAUCGUUAAAAACCGUGCUGAACUCUCCGAAAAAGCGCCAAGUUUUUCCUAUACUACGGGAAAUUAUUCCCUCAAGAGAUAGGCAUUAUUUCGAUAAGACCUGGCAGGGAAAUCGAGCUCAGCUCCGACCGGUCGCCAAGGUUUCAAGUACUCGGUCGCGCUCACGAUCACCGUCUCGGUCACCGCGACGUUUACGGAGAAAUAUCUUCUCUGCCAGCUUACCCGAUCUAAAUAAAUACGAUUCAGGGAUUGAUAUGCCGAAUGGUACUACUUCACGGACCAGCCGCAAGUACCCCAUACGUAAACUUCAAAUCAAGCGCCCUCAGAACUGCGGAUUUGGUUUCUGUAUGCGGGGAGGCUCAGAGCACGGUGUUGGUUUAUACGUUUCGUCUAUAGACACAGGUUCUGUCUCUGAGGCGAUAGGUCUACUACCCGGAGACCAUAUACUUGCCGUGAAUGAUGUCAACUUCGACGGGCUUACACACGACCAGGCUGUCAAGAUAAUCCGAAGCAGUAAAAAGCUGUCCGUUGUUGUCCGGUCCGUGGGCCGCAUCCCGAACACGUUCGUGGCAGAGGCAACUUAUCGAUGGAUUGAUCCCAGGGGCAACCAGAUCCCCGCCCCGCCUAACGUGGAUUCCAGUGGACGCUCACUUUCUGCUGACGGCAUCCAUAAGAGUGACUUACGGUUGCUAGGAGACGAUGAUGAAAGGAAGGUGAACGUUUUCGUAGAAGACGGCGGUAAACUCGGGUUGAAAAUCCGGGGAGGCGCCGAAUACGGGCUCGGGAUUUACAUCGCUGGUGUCGACGAGCACUCGGCUGCUUCUUGGGCGGGAUUGAAGUGCGGUGAUCAGAUCAUGGACGUGAACGGGACAAGCUUCCUGAACAUCAGUCACGCAAGCGCUAUCAAGGCGCUCAAAGCCAACAAGAAUAUGAUGGUCACCAUCAAGGAUGUAGGAAGACUGCCCCUCGCUAAAACCACCACGGACAAGACACGGUGGAGCAAAGGACAGACGCCUAAUGGCAAGGUGGCCAAUGGUGCUGGACCUCUUACUACAGCUGCUGAGAUCCAUCAUUCGCCUCCUUCUAACUCGCCUGACCAUAAUAGUCGCCCUAGAACCAACAGCGGACACUGGGGUAUGCAAAGCGUCGAGCGGCCAGAGAAAUCCAAAUUCCAGCACGGAAUUGCCGGUACACAACUCAUAUACCACGGAACCGGUCCAUCCACCAAAAACCUGACUACAGAACAAGCAAAACAGGUUUUAAACGAGAACGAAUUGGGUACGAUGACGUAUUACAUCCGGGAAUACACCAAAGGCUGGAUCAGCGUGGACGCGUUUGUACUGGCGCUCUUUGACCUUCUCAGUUCACCGUCCAAGUUAUCCUUGCUGUCUGAGAUUCGAGGAGUCAUCGCGGCCAAAGACAUCGAUCGAUUCGACGACCUUGUGCUCAAGAAGGAGAUACAAGCCAUGAAGGCUCGUCGAACGCUUUACUCCCCCGAGGACGCGAACUCGCUGCGGUCCUACAACAGUAGCCUAUCAAGCUUCUCCGGGCACGGGUCCUUUUCCAGUAGGAGCUCGGCUAAGGAAUCGUACGGUGAUGCGGACUCUCGACCGAUCACGCCACCCCGAGUUCCCGACGUCCUGCCCAGCCAUAUCAAGACAACUGACGACCUACAUUAUCCACCUGUACCGUGGCCCCACAUACAGGAAAACAACGAAGAAUCGUCGCAAACGUGUAAAGCUAGAGAACACAAGGACUCUGACGCUUCCUUUCUCCCUCCCCCACCGGAAAGUAACGUCAUGAAUUUACACAGUGAAAACAUUCGAAUGACAAACGGAGAAAUCACCGAAAAUGAGGUCAUCGGCGAAAGCCUAAGAUCACCACAAGUGAACGGGGGACCAGUAGGUGCGAUGGAUAAAAUAUCUCCGAGAAAAUCUAACGCGCGACAAAGAAAUAUUGCACAGAAACGAGACUCUCGGGCUUCCCUUCAUGGCUACACAAACAUGGGUACUUCCGGUGACGACGGUCACGGUUAUAUUCGAUCAGCGGGUUCUCCUACUAGAGACAAGAUGUCACGUGGCACGGAACGAGAUCUUGAUAGAACCCUCACCUCUCCAAACGAUACCUUAACCCUAACGCCAGAUAGGAAUAGAAGCUCUGAAAGAAUGAGAUCAGACAAACAAAAUAAACUUAACUCGAGCCCGCGAGAGGAUGAAGUCCGCGGUAUGAUGCUUGCCAUGGAAACCAAUGCCGCUGACCGGUCUGGACGUGAGCGCAGUACGGGCUGGGGAGAGGAGAGUGCCCCAAGUAUGGCGAAUCCAAUGUACGAGCUGCAUAGUCCAAACGUGACUAGUGUCACGCAACAAAUCGGUCACACAACGAAACGAAUACCACCAGACACCAACAGUUCCAUUAAUCCAGCGCUAGAAGAAAGCCUAACCGAGGCGUGUAAGGACGUUAUAACAAAGAGGACUGGGGCUAGUGUCACGAGCUCGCGCAGGGGAUCUUGGGCGAACAGGAAGAGCUGGGAUGGGGUGAGGUCACCGGAAGAGGAGGAAGAGAACCGGAAAAUCUCAUCUUUGGAGCAGAGGAAAGGAAUGAAAAGCAACAGCGAUAGCAAUCUCAUGAAUCUCCCUAAGGAACAGCAGAAAAGCAUCCAGAUGAAACUGAAAGCAAGUCAAGAGCUGUAUGACCUACAUCAGCACUCGAAGAAUAAGGGGAGUCUGCCGAUUUUAGACGCCGUCAACAAUAAUCAUCUUCAGUGUUCCCGUGAUGCUCUGGGGUAUGAGAUAGAAAUGGAGAAAUCAGGCGUGGGACUGGGGCUGAGUAUCGAGGGUGGUUGCGACACGGACCUCGCGGCGGUCAGAGUGAAGCAUAUCAAGGCAGGCGAUUACGCUGCAAGAAAGUGCGGCAAACUAAGACAAGGGCAAGAAAUCUUAGCGAUCAAUGGGCAGUCCGUAGAAGGGAUGACAAACGGGAUAGCAACUCUAACCCUCCGCCUAGCGUACUCCGACCCUGACACAAGCACAGUACGCCUUCUAGUGUGCGACCGGUAGCCCUGUGGUAACCUUCCACCUUGUGACCGAUAACCCUGUGGUAACCUUCCACCUUGUGACCGGUAGCCCUGUGGUAGCCUUCCACCUUGUGACCGGUAGCCCUGUGGUAGCCUUCCACCUUGUGACCGGUAGCCCUGUAGGUAACUUUCCACCUUGUGACCGGUAGCCCUGUAGGUAACUUUCCACCUUGUGACCGGUAGCCCUGUAGGUAACUUUCCACCUUGUGACCGGUAGCCCUGUGGUAGCCUUCCACCUUGUGACCGGUAGCCCUGUGGUAGCCUUCCACCUUGUGACCGGUAGCCCUGUAGGUAACUUUCCACCUUGUGACCGGUAGCCCUGUAGGUAACUUUCCACCUUGUGACCGGUAGCCCUGUGGUAACCUUCCACCUUGUGACCGGUGACCCUGUGGUAACCUUCCACCUUGUGACCGGUAUCCCUGUCUCUUGGUUCAAAGGCAAAACGUCUUCAGGGGUGCGACCGGUAGCCCUGUGGUAACCAUCUCUCCUUAUAAAGGCCGACGCAAGGGCUCCCUGUGUAACUGCCCUUGGAUGUGUGAAUUCCCCCUUUCCAAUGUCACGGUUGAAAACAGCACUGUUGCCAUAUGGAGUGGCUCAGUCAAUUUUGCACAGAACAACCGUGAUGCAUUGGCAAAAAAUUGAAAAGCCGAUAGGAACUGCAGAGUAUAUUUUAUCUAGCACGGCCACGAAAUAUUGGGGAAGAGGGCAAGAUACAGAAACAUGGCCAAUGAGAAGCCACCACUUUAUGUUAUUGUCAAUAAGGGUACAUAGAAUUUUGAAAAUCUGAAAUACGCAGUUUACUAAACGCACUUUUGAAUAUAUUUGAACUGUUUUAUACACUCUAUUGAAAAUGUUUCGUUUUAUUUGUGGCUUUUCUGUGCCUUGGAUUUUAUCAGCCAUUUGCCUUUGUCAAAAUUCACGUAGAAAAUUCAAACAGCAAUGCUUGCUAUGCAGGUCACAUUACAUGCUUUUGACAAAUGUUUCAUAAAAGAGUGUGUUCAAAUUAUGAUAUUUGAAGGUUUAUUAUUUAAAAACACUAGCUUAAAAAGCAACGAAAAUAUACGUUUCGUUCAAGAAAUCGAAAAAGUUAUUUUAUUAAGAACCCAAAAGCUUUUCUUCUAUUCCUUAGAAAUAGCUUGAACUAUGUCAAUAAUGUGUAUAAGUUAUGGCCUCUUUAGAAUAUAAAGAUGGCCGAUGUGUAAAAAAAAUCAACGCUGAAAUUUAAACACUUGCGAUUUGUAAUAAAUUUCAGCGAUAACACAACAAACAUUCAUCUUAUUGUGAUAAUAAACCAUCCAUAAUUACU
This is a messenger RNA of Nematostella vectensis (starlet sea anemone), 4719 nucleotides long. Its product is annotated as whirlin. Lineage: Eukaryota; Metazoa; Cnidaria; Anthozoa; Actiniaria; Edwardsiidae. The record is from RefSeq and is a predicted model, not a curated record. The coding region runs from base 187 to 3396 and encodes 1069 amino acids. Gene Ontology annotation, molecular function: protein binding. The transcript is spliced from 16 exons. Gene Ontology annotation, cellular component: plasma membrane.